AUGGCGUUUGCCUGGGAUGCACCACCUUCGAGCUUUGUCAAGCAAGUUGGAGAUGGAGGGAGAUUAGUUCCUGUUCCAAGCCUCAGUGAAGCUGACAAAUAUCAACCUUUAAGUCUGGUGGUAAAAAAGAAGCGAUGCUUUCUGUUUCCUAGGUAUAAAUUUACCUCGACACCUUUUACACUGAAAGAUAUUCUACUAGGAGACAGAGAAAUUUCAGCUGGUAUUUCAUCUUAUCAAUUACUGAAUUAUGAAGAUGAAUCAGAUGUUUCACUGUAUGGAAGGCGAGGCAACCAUAUUGUAAAUGAUGUUGGGAUUAACGUUGCUGGCUCAGAUUCCAUUGCAGUAAAAGCAUCAUUUGGCGUAGUAACCAAACAUGAAGUGGAAGUAUCAACAUUACUCAAAGAAAUCACGACACGAAAAAUUAACUUUGACCACAGCUUGAUCCGUCAGUCAAGGAGUAGCCGAAAGGCAGUUUUGUGUGUGGUCAUGGAAAGCAUUCGAACCACACGGCAGUGUUCACUGUCUGUGCAUGCUGGAAUUCGUGGGGAAGCAAUGCGGAGUUGUUCAAUUAUAUCUUCUAAAAAUUCUUUUAUAGACCUUUGUGUCACUUCAGUGUCAAAAGGAGGGUUUGAAAGGGAAGAAACGGCAACAUUUGCACUGUUCUACAGACUGAGAAACAUUCUAUUCGAAAGAAACAGAAGAGUGAUGGAUGCCAUUUCUCGUUCACAGCUUUACUUAGACGAUCUUUUUUCUGACUACUACGACAAACCUCUCAGCAUGACUGAUAUUUCACUCAAAGAAGGGACACAUAUCCGAGUUAACUUACUUAAUCACAACAUUCCAAAAGGGCCUUGCAUACUCUGUGGGAUGGGAAACUUUAAAAGGGAGACCGUGUACGGGUGCUUUCAAUGUUCUGUUGAUGGACAGAAGUACGUGAGACUGCAUGCAGUUCCUUGUUUUGAUGUUUGGCAUAAGAGAAUGAAAUAA
Molecule: messenger RNA, 987 nt
Organism: Otolemur garnettii (small-eared galago)
Lineage: Eukaryota; Metazoa; Chordata; Mammalia; Primates; Galagidae
Gene: PJVK
Product: pejvakin
Exons: 6
Coding region: 1-987 (328 amino acids)
Biological process (GO): programmed cell death
Cellular component (GO): cytoplasm
Source: RefSeq, a predicted model, not a curated record